Molecule: messenger RNA, 1556 nt
Organism: Cicer arietinum (chickpea)
Lineage: Eukaryota; Viridiplantae; Streptophyta; Magnoliopsida; Fabales; Fabaceae
Gene: NAC09
Product: NAC domain-containing protein
Biological process (GO): regulation of DNA-templated transcription
Molecular function (GO): DNA binding
Source: RefSeq, a predicted model, not a curated record
CCUUUCACUUUUUUCCUUCAUCUAUUUUCUUUUCUUUUCCUAUAUAAUCAAAAGCCAUUAAGUUUUCUUACACUUCAACAUUCUCCUUCUUAAAAACCACUCUCUCAUUCCUUCCAUAUCUUAACUUUCACUUUUUUUUCUUCUCAACAAAUGGAUAACUUUUACCAUCAUCACCAUAACCAUAUCAUCAACAAUAAUAAUAACAACAACAACAAUAACAGUGAUGCACAUUUGCCACCUGGAUUUCGUUUCCAUCCAACAGAUGAAGAACUAAUCACAUUUUAUCUUCUGAAAAAAGUUCUUGACAACACUUUCACUGCAAGAGCCAUAGCUGAAGUUGAUCUCAACAAAUGUGAACCAUGGGAGCUUCCUGAGAAAGCUAAGAUGGGUGAAAAAGAAUGGUAUUUCUUCAGUUUACGUGAUAGGAAGUAUCCAACUGGUUUAAGAACUAAUAGAGCAACAGAAGCUGGUUAUUGGAAAGCAACAGGAAAAGACAGAGAGAUUUAUAGCUCUAAAACUUACUCUCUUGUUGGAAUGAAGAAAACCCUUGUUUUCUAUAGAGGUAGAGCUCCUAAAGGUGAAAAGAGUAACUGGGUUAUGCAUGAAUAUCGCCUUGAAGGAAAAUUUGCUUACCAUUUUCUCUCUAGAAACUCCAAGGAUGAAUGGGUGAUUUCACGUGUGUUUCAAAAGAGUCACACCGGAACCGGAAGCUCCACCGUAUCAGCCACCACAAGUGGUUCAAAAAAGACCAAAAUAACCUCAACAACUUCAGCAAGCAACAAUAGCAUGAGUCUAUGCCCUGAACCAAGUUCACCUUCUUCAGUUUACCUUCCACCUCUUCUUGAUUCAUCUCCUUACACUGCCGGCACCGCUGCAACCGCAUUCGACAACCGUCAAAUGUGUACUUACAACAACAACAACAACGACAACAACAGCUCCAACAACACAACAAAGGAGCACGUGUCCUGUUUCUCCACAACAUCAACAACAUCAAAUGUUGUCUCAUGUCAUAACAACUUCAACAACAAUAAUGGAAGUUUCGAUCUUGUUUCUCCUUCUAUGAAUGCUAUGGAUCCAUUUGCAAGGUUUCAAAGGAAUGUUGGUGUUUCUGCUUUUCCAAGCUUGAGGUCAUUGCAAGAUAAUCUUCAGCUUCCUUUCUUUUUCUCCACGGCGGCGCAGCCUUAUCACGGUGGUGAUAAUAUUCUCAGUGGAUGGGGGUUGCCGGAGGAGCAAAAGGUGGUUGAUACUGGUGGUGUCGUUAACAUGGGAGGGUUAGGUUCCUCUGAGCUUGAUUGCAUGUGGAACUAUUAACUAAUUAUUAAUUAAGAAUUAGCAUUAAUUAAGUGUGUUUGUUUGGGUCCAUUAUUAGGAUUUAAGUUUUCUAAGAUUGACUAGUUGGAUUGUAAGGGUAGUUUUGGAAUUGUGUGUUUUAAUAUUAUGUUUGGGACCAUAGGGGGUCCCCUUUGGUGGGAUCUUUAUAACUUAUUAUUAUUAUGUCAUGUUUUGGAAGUGUUUGAAUUUGUGACUUGUUGAAAUUAAUUAAUAGUACGUAUAUU